This is a messenger RNA of Oncorhynchus kisutch (coho salmon), 1369 nucleotides long. RefSeq names its product P2Y purinoceptor 14. The transcript is spliced from 2 exons. Bases 1 to 1044 code for a protein of 347 amino acids. Gene Ontology annotation, molecular function: G protein-coupled purinergic nucleotide receptor activity. Lineage: Eukaryota; Metazoa; Chordata; Actinopteri; Salmoniformes; Salmonidae. Gene Ontology annotation, biological process: negative regulation of adenylate cyclase activity; G protein-coupled receptor signaling pathway. Gene Ontology annotation, cellular component: membrane. The record is from RefSeq and is a predicted model, not a curated record.
AUGGCAAACGCUUCUUCAACAAAUGUGUUUGCGUUAUCCUAUUUUUAUGUAUCAACCACCUCUAUUCGUAUUCUCCAGCCAGACUCUCAUCCUGCUUCUCCCCACCAGGUGCUCCCAGUUCUCUACGUGCUGAUCGGCGGCGUGGGAUUGGCUCUUAACAGCUUGGCUGCCUGGAUAUUCUUCCGGGUGCCCAGCGACUCAGGCAUGGUGGUCUACUUAAAAAACAUGGUAGUGGCCGACCUGCUGAUGCUGCUCACCUUCCCCUGGCGGGUGGCCAGCGAGCUCGGCCUGGGCGGCUGGCAGAUCCGCGUGGCCGUGUGCCGCUACAGCGCUGUGCUCUUCUACUCCUCCAUGUAUGUGGGCAUAAUCUUAAUGGGCCUCAUCAGCCUGGAGCGCUACGUCAAGGUCGUAAGACACUCGUCUUCCUGCACACACCCCCUGCAGCGAGUGGGGUUCACCCGGGUCCUGGCCCUGCUGACGUGGAGCCUGCUGCUGCUUUCCGUACUCCCCAAUGUCAUGCUGACUAGCAAGCCUGCGGAUGAGGAGAGCUCCAGGCACUGUGUGCAGCUAAAGACCCCCCUGGGUCAGCAGUGGCACAAGGUGUCCUCGUAUUUCGGUGUGGCCCUGUUCUGGGCCACCGUACUGGUUCUAGCCUUCUGCUACUCUUCCAUUGCCCACCACUUCUACAAGUCGUACCGCCGUGUUCGCCAGGACGACAGCGGGGUGUACAGCAAGUCCAACUGCAGUAUCUUCAGCCUCCUGGCCGUGUUCUUCAUCUGUUUCGUGCCCUACCACAUCUGCCGCGUGACCUACACCCAAAGCCAGUUACCCGGCUCCGGCUUCAGCUGGCACAGCCGUUAUAUGCUGUUCCAGGCGAAGGAGGUCACCCUCUUCCUGUCAGCACUCAACGUGUGCCUGGACCCCGUCAUCUACUUCUUGAUGUGCACUAAGUUCCGCGAGUCACUACUGAAGAAACUGCCCAGAGGCAGGGGAGGGCCAAAGAGAUGUUCCCUUACCACAGAACAGACUGUUAGUAAUAUGUGAUGAGAAGAGGAAAGGAGAGAGAACAGGUGAGUUGAAAGAAGAAGCAUAUGUGGAAAAAUAGUAAACCAUCAAAAGGCAAGAAUUCUAACACUUGAUACAGUAUGUGUUAAUAUAUUGCAGAAAGUUCGACUGACCCUUUUGUAAUGAACUCCGCUGAAGGCAUGUCUGCACUGCGUUAGAAAUUAUAACAACAGACAUUUGUCUCUAGAAAACACCUUUACAGUAUUAAAAAUGCUUACAUUCCAUUGCUACUGAUGCCAUAGGAUAAGACAUGGGUUAAGACAUUUUUUGUUGUCGCUUUAAAUCAUGUCAAUGUUGUUUUGAG